AUGGCAGAGGCGCAGAGGAACACCACCGGGCCAGACUUGGCGGCGACAUCGCAGACAGCAUCACCUGCUUCAGGAGACUCACCGGAAGCCGCGAGAAAUCUCGCGCCUGGGGCCCUUGAUGUAGAUGAGGCGGAGCAUCAAUCCGAUACAGCUUCAACGAUCGAUAGCCGAAUUUCAACUUACUCGGCAUCUCUGUCUGAAAGCGUACUUGACUACCCGACCGAGAAUGGCCGACGUUAUCAUGCUUUUCGGGCUGGCUCCUACUUUGCUCCCAACGAUGAGAGCGAAAUGGACCGACUUGACUUCAAUCAUAUGCUGAUACUCAAAACCAUCGGAAGAAAGCUUUUUCUGGCCCCUGUCCCGAAAGAGAAGACCCAUCGCAUCCUUGACAUUGGAACCGGUACAGGUAUCUGGGCCAUCGAGGCAUCGGAUAUGUUCCCCAACGCAGAGGUCAUCGGUAACGAUUUGAGUGCUAUUCAGCCCAAAUGGGUGCCACCCAAUGUCAAAUUUGAGGUCGAUGACGUCGAAAGCGAAUGGAUCUACAACGAGAAGUUUGAUUUCAUCUUCUGCCGGUACAUGGCAGCAUCCAUCUCGGAUUGGCCAAGGCUCAUGUCGAGAAUCUACGAAAACACAAACCCUGGCGGAUGGGUAGAAUUUCAAGACUACGAUCUCUUGUACAGAUCAGACGAUGGCUCGCUGACUGACGAUCAUCACACUUCGAAGUGGACCAAGGACUUCCUUGAUGGCUUUAAAUCAAUUGGACGAGAACCUUGCCCGGGUCCCAAACUGGAGGGCUGGGCUAAAGAAGCUGGGUUUACUAACAUCAAACAUCAGGUGUUCAAAUUGCCCAUUGGACCUUGGCCAAAGGAUCCCUACUACAAGGACGUAGGAAUGACCAAUAUGAUCAUGCUCCUCGAUGGCUUGGAGGGCUUUACACUGCGAAUGUUCUGCAGUGUUCUCGGGUGGACAAAGGAAGAGGUUCAAGUUUUGUUGAUGUCGGUCCGCAAAGAGCUCAAGGCUCCGGCAUUCCAUGCCUACUACAACCUCCAUGUGGUCUACGCACAAAAGCCCGAGACCAAGAGGAAUGGUUAA
Molecule: messenger RNA, 1092 nt
Organism: Colletotrichum siamense
Lineage: Eukaryota; Fungi; Ascomycota; Sordariomycetes; Glomerellales; Glomerellaceae
Product: Secondary metabolism regulator LAE1
Exons: 10
Coding region: 1-1092 (363 amino acids)
Molecular function (GO): methyltransferase activity
Source: RefSeq, a predicted model, not a curated record